AUGUUAUGCAUUUUAUUAUAUCUUCUCUGGACUGGGGCAGUAGCUCAAAUAAGUCCUUUGCCUGCCGAUAUCCCGAUCUUGUAUUUCCGAUACCCUGAAACAUCGUGGAUAUAUCCUGGGGAUGUUGUAUUGAAAUCUAUCGCAUUACACUGGUAUCAGCCCGACAUGCUCUGCAUUAUGCAAGACACAGGUCUAUUGGAUAUGUCUAAUAAUAAGCGGAUCUCGGACGAGAUAAACGGAUAUUCAAAUGGCGGCAUCCUCGUGAAUAAGAGCUUGGGCGCUGAAUACAUUGCUCCAAGACCACCGCCCUUCUCACACCAUCGAUACGUCUACCUCCUCUUCACCCAAAAGGGGGACUACCAAUUCCCGCAGUGCUAUUCCCAUAUCUUCCCGCAGACGGCAACGGCGAGAGCUGGCUUCGAUAUCCAGCAGUUCGUAGAUGUUGCUAGGCUUGGUGCACCAGUAGCCGGGAACUAUCUUAUUGUGGAGUAUGACGGGCCCGAGAUAGAGCCGACAGCGACGGCUGGUCCGACGACGACGUGGCUAAGGUCUAUUCUGUGCGAGGGUUCAGAUCCCACAGGUUCGGCGGCGGCGAAGGCAUGUGAGAUGGAAGGGAGCCUGCAGAUUGUCAUGUAA
Messenger RNA from Aspergillus oryzae RIB40, 636 nucleotides. RefSeq names its product YbhB/YbcL family Raf kinase inhibitor-like protein. The transcript has 2 exons. The record is from RefSeq and is a predicted model, not a curated record. Bases 1 to 636 code for a protein of 211 amino acids. Lineage: Eukaryota; Fungi; Ascomycota; Eurotiomycetes; Eurotiales; Aspergillaceae.